This is a messenger RNA of Pseudophryne corroboree (corroboree frog), 1647 nucleotides long. Its product is annotated as opsin-5-like. NCBI's taxonomy places the organism in Eukaryota, Metazoa, Chordata, Amphibia, Anura, Myobatrachidae. The transcript has 4 exons. The coding region runs from base 120 to 1178 and encodes 352 amino acids. Gene Ontology annotation, biological process: cellular response to light stimulus; visual perception; phototransduction. The record is from RefSeq and is a predicted model, not a curated record. Gene Ontology annotation, molecular function: G protein-coupled photoreceptor activity. Gene Ontology annotation, cellular component: plasma membrane.
CUCUCUUCUGGUUAUCUGACACAUUACAGGAGUCUGAAGCCACGUCCAUCUCUCCGCACACAGAUUAUCAGCACAUCAGGAUAAUGAGUACACUUCCUUAGUGUCUUACAGCCUGGACCAUGGAGGAUAAAUUUGUCUCUACGUUACAUCCUUAUGUGGACAUUGGGGCAGGGAUCUAUUUGUUAUUCAUAGCUGUGGUAACCAUAGUUGGGAACGUGGUUGUGCUGGCCACAGCUGUGAAAUGUUCCUCCCACCUGAAGUCACCUGACCUCCUGUCUAUAAACCUAGCAAUAACUGACUUGGGUAUGGCAUUCAGCAUGUACCCCUUAGCCAUCGCCUCUGCCUGGAACCAUGUGUGGAUUGGAGGGGAGCCUUCCUGCCAGUAUUAUGGAUUUGCCGGCUUCUUUUUUGGCGUAGCAAGCAUGAUGACCCUUAUGGCAAUGGCUGUCAUCCGAUACCUAAUGACCAGCGCCAUCACAACCAUCAGCGUCACAAUAAAGAAGAAAAUAAUAUACAUUGUAAUUACCUGCAUAUGGAUCUACGCAUUGCUCUGGGCAUUACUCCCACUGGUGGGCUGGGGUCACUACGGGCCUGAACCGUUCGGUGUAUCCUGCACUAUCGCCUGGGCCGAAUUCCACGAUUCCACCAGCGGGUUUUCGUUCAUUCUCAGCAUGUUCGUCUUGUGCACCAUGGCCCCCGCUAUAACGGUUGUCACAUGUUAUAUAAGGAUAGCAUGGAAACUCCAUAAGGCCUACAAGGAGAUUCGCAGCUACAACAGGAUCCCGCACACUGCCAAGGUGGAGAAGAGACUGACCGCGAUGGCAAUUCUCGUGAGCAUCGGAUUCCUGGUUUUCUGGACCCCUUAUGCCUUCGUCAGCUUCUGGUCUGUAUUCCAUUCCAGUGCACACAUCCCACCGACUGUCUCGCUGCUCCCCUGCCUCUUUGCCAAGUCCUCCACCGCCUUCAACCCCAUCAUCUACUACACCUUCAGCAAAAUGUUCCGGCAGAAGGUUAAACAGCUAAAGUGCUGCUGUGGGUGGAGGAUCCAUUUAUCGCAGUCUAAAAGCACUGUAGAGAUUCCGGAAGUGUCCGUUAUAUGGGCGGCAAGAGACAACAUACAGAUUUCUUCUGCUCUUAGAACCAAUAAAGGACAGUCCAGCACGACUAUGAUACAAUGAGCUCUGCUUACUCCAAUGAGGCCUUUAAAUGGACCGGUCACCUACACAGACACAGAGUGGAGGCGGCCAUUUUGUUGGUUGAACCAAUCCGAAUGACAAUAGGGCCUGCUGGGUCACUAGUACCUCACUGAUGUCUCUUGUUUCUAGCCACAUCUGUCAGUUCACGUUGUGCCUCAGUAGUGAGCUCAUAGGCUAGCUUGUGGAACCACACAGAUGGCAGUUUACAGGGUACGUUGUUCUACCCACAGAUGGCAGCCUCCACCCAUGUGUGAUAACUCACCUACUGAUACCCCAGGCUUCACUUCUACUCCAUCACCACACGGACCCUCGUCACUUUGGCUACCAACAGGAGUGAAUACACAGUCACCGCACUACAGUGAUUUCAAGGCGUAUUGCAGGAGCUCUUUCUGCAACUAACUAUUGCAGAGCAGCUUGUGACUUAGGGGUCUAUGGGGCAGAUGUAUUAACC